Brienomyrus brachyistius is the source of this 3271-nucleotide messenger RNA. Its product is annotated as E3 ubiquitin-protein ligase TRIM39. The transcript is spliced from 6 exons. Gene Ontology annotation, molecular function: zinc ion binding; protein binding. The record is from RefSeq and is a predicted model, not a curated record. NCBI's taxonomy places the organism in Eukaryota, Metazoa, Chordata, Actinopteri, Osteoglossiformes, Mormyridae. The coding region runs from base 1218 to 2846 and encodes 542 amino acids.
GUGGGUUGUACCCGUGCAUGUGAUGGUGGGCGUCAGCUGUGGCCUCUGUCACUCGCAGCUAGAGACCAGCAAGACCUACACUGUUGCAGCCGCCUGCUGGUAAGGAACUUCUCCCGGAAACUUCUCUGCAGAUUCAUGUGUCACGUUAGACUGGCAUUGCUAUUUGCAUGGCAUCGUCAUGGUGGCAUUUGCUUUAAUGGCUGUAAAAUAUGUUGACAUGAAGGUAGAAUUAUAUGUGUGUGUAACUGUGUAUUUAAGUUUGGUGUGUAUAACUUACCACUAAGUCCGAAGGUUUUACCAAGAUCAUGCUUUUUAUUAUCUGUUUAUUUAUGUGUAUUACUUUUAUCAUUUUACUUUCAAUCAGUGCGAAAAUUCUAAGCAAUCAGCCAUAGGCAUAAAAUCCAUAUUUCCCCAUGUUGUUCUUGCCUGUUUGGAAACUGCACUAGUUACCACACAGUAGCAGGGCUGAUAUUUUUGGAAGCCUGGUAAUCUUAGAUUCUAUAUAUAGCCAAGCAUUAUAUAUUCUUGACUCUCUGCUCAAAUUCUAACUUACUUGCAGAUAUUUGCAAAACUUUGCUGACUAUAUGUCUACUUCUAAACUAAUGUUUACUCAUUACAUCAGGUUCUUAUGAAUAAAAUAAUUAUUAAUAAUGUACAAUGUUUUAAUGUCGUCUAAAAGCAAUGCAGUUGAAUCUGAUUUUAUGGAAAAAAUAAUUGUAUGAAAAUACUUUUGAAUGGGAAUCAAUAAUUGUGUAUCAGUGAAGGUAUGGUAUUUGAAGUCAUAUUGUAUAAUAAUUUAUGCCUUGUAACCACUCUGUUACAUCGCAAAAGAUUUAUAAAGUGAAACAUUUUGUUCAGGUGUUAAAAAGAAACCUAGAAAAAAAUGUAACUCAGGUUUGGUUUACCUCAGCAAUAUCGUUGUCCCAACAUAUCUAUGCAGAAAUAAAUAAUCUUAUAAAAUUUACAGAGGCCUUAGUUGUUUAUUUCACCCCUGUGGGCUGGGAAGUUGAAAAAGUCUGACUUUUUCAAACUUUUUUGAAGAAAAAUUUGUUGUAAAUUGUAUAUUACAUUUUCAAGCAAUCGGAAGAAUGUCACUAUGGUUACGAGAGGCUAGAUAGAAGCACUGAGCACAAAAUUAUGUUAGUGAUCUUACACUUGGCUCUCCAUCCCACUUAUUUCAUUUAAAACAACUGUAUUAAGUCUCUUUUUCCUUAGGAAUGGCUUCCUCUAGCAGUCUCUUGUCUGAGGAGCAAUGCCAUUGCUCCAUCUGCCUGGAUGUGUUUACAAAUCCCGUCUCUCUCCCGUGUGGGCACAACUUCUGCAUGACCUGCAUCAGGAGCUACUGGCAGACCAGUGCAAUCUACCAGUGCCCUAUGUGUAAGAAGACCUUCUACAAGCAGCCUGAUAUCAGCAUUAAUACAGUCCUUAAGGAGAUAGCUGAGCAGUUCAAAGACAUGCGAGCCAGCGCCUCUGGGGCACGACAGUCUGAGGAACCUUCGGAGCAGGUGGGCCAGUCAGGUGAGGUGUCCUGCGAUGUGUGUACCGGAGAGAAAAUGAAGGCCGUCAAGUCCUGCUUGGUCUGCCUGACCUCCUACUGCGACGAGCACAUCAGGACCCACAACGGCAGGUUCACCAAGCACAAGCUGGUCGAGCCGGUUAAGAAUCUGGAGGACAGGAUGUGUAAGAAGCAUGAAAGGCUCCUGGAGCUGUUCUGCAAGAGAGACCAGACUUGUGUUUGUGUGCUUUGCACUGAAACCAAUCACAGGGCCCACUACACCGUGCCUGUGGAGAGGGAGUGGACCGAGAAAAGGGCCCAGCUGAAGAAGACUGAAGUAGAAGUUCAACAGAUGAUCCACGAGAGACUGAAGAAAAUGGAUGAGAUUCAGCAGUCAGUAGAGCUCAGCAAGUGCAGUGCCCAAACGGAAAUUGAGGAAUGUGUGCAGGUCUUCACCAAUCUAAUACGCGUCAUUCAACAAACCCAAGCGGAACUCAUCGGAAUGAUGGAGGAGAAGCAGAAGGCAACAGAGAGGCGAGCUGAAGGCCUCAUUAAAGAUCUGGAGAUCGAGAUUGCAGAGCUACAGACGAGAAACACUGAGCUGAAACGGCUCUCUCAGACUGAUGACCACAUCCAUUUCCUACAGAGCUUCCCCUUACUGUGCACUCCUCCUCACACCAAGAACUGGUCAGAUGUCACUGUUUACACUGACCUGCCUGCGGGUACCAUAAGAAGAGCCUUAUCUAGACUCGGGGAGACGCUCAGCGAAGAAAUGGAGAAAUUGGCAGAUACAGAGCUAAAGAAGAUACAGAAGUACACUGCCGAUGUAACUUUCAACCCCAAAACUGCAAACCCCUGGCUCCUGCUGUCAGACGAUGGCAAACAAUUGAAACAUGGGGGCACGUGGCAGGACCUCCCAAACGAGCAAGAGCGCUUCGACACAGUGGUCAUUGUGCUGGGGACGGAGGGGCUGACGUCGGGGAGGCACUACUGGGAGGUACAGGUGGGAGAGAAGGACGACUGGUACCUGGGAGUGGCUCGGGCGUCUGUGAAGAGGAAGGGGCGGAUCGCUGUCAGCAUAGCGCAUGGGUACUGGGCCCUGGCUAUGAAGAAGAACCAGGAAUACCGGGUCUCAUCCACACCUCCCAUUGUCCUUACCCUGGACUCCAAACCAAGGAAAGUGGGUGUCUAUGUGGAUUACGAAGAAGGUCAGAUUUCCUUCUACAAUGUCAAAGCCAGAUCCCAUAUCUACACCUUCAUGGACGUUUUCACUGAAAAGCUGUUUCCAUUCUUUUACCUCUACUGCUGUGAUAAAGCAUCUGACACAAUGGUAAUCUGCUCAGGGAAAUGAGCAGCACGUAGAAAUGCUUGAGGACUGAAAAGACCGACAAUACCUGCUUGGACUGACUACUUAAUUUUCUGGAAAAAUGAACAGUCAAAGUAAAUGACCCGCAUUAAAAUAUUUACAUCUAAAAUACUGUAGUGCUUUAUAUGUGCUUUAAGCACCUGUGUCUAAUUUUAGGAUUAUCCCAAAAUGAUUGCAUGCAAUGUUAAUGCAGGCAGAAGCAGGGCUGGCCCAACCCUUCUUGGGGCCCUAAGGAAAAUUUGAUUAACUAGGUUGUCAUGUGUCAUCUUCCUUCCCAUUCUGACAGGUUAAUCAAAUGUUUUGUUUGUGCCUUGGGCCGGCCCUAGGCAGAAUUCUUCCGUUUAGGGGAUGAACAAGUCUAUUUUAAAAAUCUAUUCAUGAAAAAGUCUGUAUUAAAAAGAUAAAUCAUU